CCAGGCGACAUGGCUGCUGAACCAAAGAAGCUUCACGUAGUAGUGUUCCCAUGGCUGGCCUUUGGUCACAUGAUUCCAUUUCUUGAGCUAGCCAAAUCAAUUGCUCAAAAGGGGCAUAGAGUCACCUUUGUAUCCACCCCACGAAACAUCGAUCGCCUCCCAAAAAUCCCAUCAACCUUAAUCUCCCAACUCAAUUACCUUAAACUUCCUCUACCUCAAAUUGAAAAUCUGCCUGAAAAUGCCGAGGCUACGACUGAUUUGCCUAUAACCAAGGUCCAUUGCCUUAAGAAAGCCUAUGAUGGUCUCCAAAUCGAGGUAGCUCAAUUUCUUGAGACCACUCUACCUGAUUGGUUGAUUUACGAUUUUGCCUCUCAUUCGCUGCCAUCGAUGGUUGGUAAACUUGGUAUUUCACUUGCCUUCUUCUCUUCCAUGAAUGCAUGGUCCGCCACUUUCUUUGGAUCAGCAAAAACCUUUCACACUCGAACUAAGCCCGAAGAUUUCUUGGUCCCACCCAAGUGGGUCCCAUUCCCGUCAAAGGUGGCGUUUCGUCGUCAUGAGUUAAUGCGGAUGGCUGCUGGCAACGUAGAGAACGCCUCCGGCGUCUCGGACUGGGACCGUGUGGCGGAGGCUCUGAUCCGUUGCGACGCGAUUCUGGUCAGGAGUUGUAGAGAACUGGAAAGUGAUUGGCUGGAUCUAACGGAAAAGAUGCAUGAAAAGCCUGUGAUAACUGUGGGCUUAAUGCCGCCGUCGGCCCGAGAUAGAGAAGAUGACGGGGAUGACACGUGGCAUACGAUUAGUGGGUGGCUAACCCUGCAUGGAAAAGAAUCUGUAAUCUACGUAGCACUGGGGACCGAGGUGGCGCCGAGUCGAGAAGAGCUAACUGAGUUAGCUACUGGGCUAGAGCUUUCCGGAUUGCCCUUCUUCUGGGCUCUGAGGAAAAAGCAGGGUCUAAGUGAGUUUGAAUCGCUUGAGUUGCCAGAUGGGUUCGAGGAACGAGUUAAAGAUAGAGGAAUUGUGUGGACGAGUUGGACACCUCAACUCAGGGUCUUAGCCCAUGACUCAGUGGGAGGCUUUUUAACUCAUUGUGGAUGGAGUUCAGUUAUAGAGGGACUUCAAAAUGGGAGGCCACUAGUGAUGCUGCCCUUCCAACUGGACCAAGGGUUGAAUGCUAGAGCCUUAGAAGAGAAAAUGGUGGGAAUUGAAAUACCAAGAGAUGAAGAUGACGGCUCACUGAGUACAGACUCGGUAGCUGAGUCACUCAGGUUGAUAAUGACAGAUCAAAAGGGGCAGAUUUACAGGGACAAGGCUAAGGAAAUGAAAUUGAUUUUCGGAGAUAGGGACUUGCAAGAAAAAUACGAAGACAACCUGAUUGAAUAUCUCCAAAAGAUUAGAGGUCUGAUUUAGAUUGAUUUAGCGAUUGUAUAAUGUAAUAUAAUUUGCAGAGAUUUGGUACCAGCUGCCUGGCAUCUCUUUGGUUAAUGAUUGUCAAAGAAUA
Molecule: messenger RNA, 1495 nt
Organism: Coffea eugenioides
Lineage: Eukaryota; Viridiplantae; Streptophyta; Magnoliopsida; Gentianales; Rubiaceae
Product: putative UDP-rhamnose:rhamnosyltransferase 1
Exons: 1
Coding region: 10-1404 (464 amino acids)
Molecular function (GO): UDP-glycosyltransferase activity
Source: RefSeq, a predicted model, not a curated record